This is a messenger RNA of Drosophila persimilis, 1527 nucleotides long. RefSeq lists its product as uncharacterized. The transcript is spliced from 2 exons. The coding region runs from base 664 to 1464 and encodes 266 amino acids. NCBI's taxonomy places the organism in Eukaryota, Metazoa, Arthropoda, Insecta, Diptera, Drosophilidae. The record is from RefSeq and is a predicted model, not a curated record.
UGUUUCUAUUUCUUUUCGGUGUUAUUUUUUAAGAUAGCAAUUCCGCGAAAUACCACCGCAAUUCUCAAUAAGCUGAUAAGGUGCAGACACGUUUUCAUAGACUACCACCAGAGUCAUUUUGCUUCUGUUUUUUUUUUGGCAGGAAAUGUUUGAUCAUUGACUUUGCCGGAAAUUUCAGGCAACAAGCAGGGCGCUAACUGUUUUGGAUCUCCGUUUAAAAUUUGACAAACAUCUAAUGAAUUGGUCAUGUUCGUCGGAAUGCAACCAACAUGAACGAACAGUGAUAAUUUCAUAAUGAUUCUUAACUAUGCAGCGACCUGCAAUCAUUUCCCCUGGGUGGCUCGAGUAGUUUCUCGCUUUAGACAUCUCCAGAUCUCGCCUUUCACAUUAACAUACUCGUAGUACACAUACACAUAUCAUUCCAUAAACCAUUGACAAAUCUAAGCUUCAGGCAGCUCCGCUCCUCACCCACUGAUGAAACCUCUUAAGAAAAGUGAAAAUCCACCACACGUCUAGCGAGACUGAUUGGCGCAACGAAGCAGACAAUUGCCAAAGCACAAGGCACAAUUUGUCGCCACUCCACUGCAGUGGCAGUAAGUAAUACAAUCCCCCAAAACACUAUUAUAAAGUCGAUGACAUCGCUGCCGGGCGAGCUUAGUCAUAAUGUGGCCCACCAAACGGAAGGUUCAGGCGGCGUUAAGCCUGCUUUGGCUCAGUCUCGUCUCAGUUUCUCUGGCAGAGAACGCCAACGAUGAUCCGGCCAGCAAUCAAAUCAAUUCGGAGGGCUCGGCAUCAGGCAAGAGUUUCGAUCCACCGCCAGAGUUCUACAAAGGUGGCCUCUCAUCGGAGACACAGGCUGCUUCAGGACUACACCCUUCGUUGGGCAGGUUGGGUGAGAGCCUGAACGAGGCCUAUAGCAAGUGGCGCAAUAGUCCGCAGGAGCGCAUUAUUGUGGGCCACUAUGGAGGCGGAGUAGCAUCGCAUGGACAGAACCACGCUAACUUUGAAACAAAUUCCCAUAACCAUCCAUAUCCUUAUGAGUACAACACACACGGCGGGGGGUCUGUUGGUGGUGGGGCUGGAGCCUACUACAGCGGCGGCUCAAGUGGCGAAACAGGUGGAAUACCUUUCGACGUCUAUGGAACGCGUCAUGGUGCUGGCUUGGGCCAUCCCCAUUAUAAUCCUGCCCCAGCUGGCCCGGAGUAUGCCUAUCACUAUCCUGUGGAGGCCCAUGAGAUAGCCACGCACAAGGGCCAGGGACAUACCGAAGUCUCGGCGAAGGCGCUGUUGGCCAAGAGUUUUUUAAUACCUCUGGCAAGUGCGGCUGUACUGGGCAUAGCCGCCGCCUUGGUAAGUAAUCCUCUGCUGCUGCAAUUGGGCACAGUCUCCGGAUUGGGACAGGCGUUAGCCGGCAAGCGCAAGCGACGUUCUCUAAGGCGGCCGCAUCUAUCUGACAAAUGGUAACAGGAAUGCGGGGAAGGGAAUUUAAUUAAUUCAUUCAAUAAAUAUGCCAUUCAUAGCAAGAGU